GCGAGCAGAACCGGAAGAGGCUUUGGCACCACUUCCGGAUUACGGGUCUCCGCCCCUUCGUUCCCGGAAGUGGAGAGGAGCGGCGUUGCCAUGGCGGCGACCCUGGGGCAGGUGCUGGCUCUGGUGCUGGUGGCCGCUCUGUGGGGUGGCACACAGCCGCUGCUGAAGCGGGCCUCCUCGCACCUGCAGCAGGUUCAUGAGCGGACGUGGGCCCGGCAGUUGCUGCAGGAGACGAAGACCCUCUUCUUGAAUACUGAGUACCUGCUGCCCUUUUCCCUCAACCAGUGUGGCUCCCUUCUCUACUACCUCACCUUGGCAUCAACAGAUCUGACCCUAGCUGUGCCCAUCAGUAACUCUCUGGCCAUCAUCUUUACACUGAUUGUUGGGAAGGUCCUUGGAGAAGAUAUCGGUGGAAAACGAGCAUUCGCAGGCAUGGUGCUCACCGUGGCAGGAAUUACACUCUGCAUCACAAGCUCAGUGACCAAGACCCAGGGGCAACCAUCUACGCCUUGAGUGGACCAAGGCCACCCUCCGGCUCUGCUGUCUCCAGGAAGCCCCUGGGCCAUGAGGUAGAGGCAGUGAGCAUGCAGACUUAGCCCUCCCACCCCCUUCCACUCCCCAGCCUCAGCUUCCUCAUCUCUUGGGAUAAUAGCUACCUCAUGGAUCAUAAUAAGAGAACAAAAGUGAAAGCGUUUUGUAACUUCCACGUGCUGUUCACCUGCUGCUCGGAUUUAGCACAAGAGACUUCACACGCACCCUCACCCUCAGCAACCUUUCUGUCCCAGCAGCACACUUCCUGCUGUCAUGUCAGGCCCCAGGCCCCAGGCCUGCCACUGUUCCUGUGCCUGACCCAGACUAUCCCAGCAGCUGGUUGGUGGACCGCAGAACUCCAGCCGCAAGAAGAGAGCCAGCUACAGUCUUUGAGCCAGAAA
This is a messenger RNA of Orcinus orca (killer whale), 932 nucleotides long. RefSeq names its product transmembrane protein 234 (gene TMEM234). The transcript has 5 exons. The coding region runs from base 91 to 513 and encodes 140 amino acids. The record is from RefSeq and is a predicted model, not a curated record. Lineage: Eukaryota; Metazoa; Chordata; Mammalia; Artiodactyla; Delphinidae.